This is a messenger RNA of Oppia nitens, 2788 nucleotides long. RefSeq names its product protein trachealess-like. NCBI's taxonomy places the organism in Eukaryota, Metazoa, Arthropoda, Arachnida, Sarcoptiformes, Oppiidae. The transcript is spliced from 10 exons. Gene Ontology annotation, molecular function: DNA-binding transcription factor activity, RNA polymerase II-specific; RNA polymerase II transcription regulatory region sequence-specific DNA binding; protein dimerization activity. Gene Ontology annotation, biological process: regulation of transcription by RNA polymerase II. Bases 352 to 2529 code for a protein of 725 amino acids. The record is from RefSeq and is a predicted model, not a curated record.
AUAACAAACAACACGGACGCGACAUAGUAGGGAAAGGGAGAGAUAGAUAGUGAGAGAGAGAAAGAGGAAGAAAAAGUUAUUUAUCUUUAUCCUCUCUGUGUGUCUAUCUAUCGUGUGUAUGUGUGUGUGUGCGACCAAAUAAGUUCAACUGUUUUAUCACUUAUCUCAUCCACACUCCAUCACAUACCGAUAGCCAUAAAGCUGGCUAACACUGUAGGCUCGGCCAUUGUGUCUGCCCAUCAUCACCACCACUCGCCAUCGGCACCGCACCAUCAGUCACAGCACCAUCACUUGGCGCCUCCACCACCGGCACCUCAUCCACCGCAUCACUUGUCACCGUUAUGUCCCUGUAUGUACUGUCAGGGAGGAGCAGCAGCAGCCGGUAUGGUCGGCGAUCCAUCGGCAAUGAUGGACCCAAACCCAUACAAUCCAUAUCAUCACCCAUAUUACAGAGUCGGUACCACUGGUGUCAAAGAUCAUCAUCACCACCAUCACCAUCAAAGUGUCGAGUCGGCAGCACAGGCAGCUGCUGUACAAACCAGAAUCCUGGAAAUGCGUAAAGAGAAGAGUCGAGACGCUGCCCGUUCCCGUCGGGGCAAAGAAAACCAUGAGUUCUACGAGUUGGCCAAAAUGCUACCACUGCCCGCAGCCAUUACUUCCCAAUUAGGUAAUGCACUAUUAGACAAGGCAUCGAUAAUACGGCUGACAAUAAGUUACCUGAAGUUACGUGAUUUCUCGUCCAAUGGCGAACCCUCUUGGAAUGGGAUGUCAAACGGUGGCACCAAUUUAUCCGCAUUGAAGUUAAGUAAAUCAUGCAAUAUGUUUGAACUACAUCAGGGAACUCAUAUCCUACAAUCCCUGGACGGAUUCGCCUUCGCUCUGGGACACGACGGCCGCUUCCUCUACAUCUCAGAAACGGUGUCUAUUUAUUUAGGACUGAGUCAAGUCGAGAUGACAGGUUCAAGUGUUUUUGAUUACACCCAUCAACAGGAUCACGCAGAACUGGCAGAACAAUUAGGUCUUAAUAUGAGCUCAUCAUCUGGUGGUCACCAUUUGUCGUCAUCACCGCUACCGCCAGCUUCGGUGGGCUCGAGUGCCAGCAACGAGUCGGACGGGGGAACACCGUAUUCACAUUCACACUCGCAAAUGGUUGUCAACGGUUCCAAYGACACAAUGGAAAGGGAGUUCUGUAUUCGCAUGAAGUCGACACUAACCAAACGCGGUUGUCAGCACUUCAAGUCCAGCGGCUAUCGAGUUGUACAUAUCAUUGCACAUCUAAGACCAGAGAUGCCCCACCAGAUUGGCCAACAGCGGCGCGAUGGCAACGGCGGUGGUCAACAAAAAAUCAUCGGAAUGGUUGCAGUGGCCAUAGCUUUGCCGCCGCCGUCGAUCAAUGAGCUACGACUCGAGCCCGAUAUGUUUGUCACACGACUGGGCCUUGACUUCAGAAUAGCCCACUGCGAGCCCCGGGUAUCAGAUCUGCUCAACUAUACGGCUGAUGAGCUGACAGGCCGUAACCUGUAUGGGCUUAUUCAUGGACAGGAUGUCAUGCAUAUUAGGAAAAGCCAUUUAGACUUGAUACAUAAGGGACAAGUUAUGACCAAUUAUUACCGGUUUAUCAAUAAAACGGGUGGCUUUACGUGGAUGCAAUCAUGUGCUACACUCAUAUCAACCAAUACUAGCACUACUGCCAGUGCAAAGGCAGCGGCGGCUACGCCGACACCGACGACGUCGUCGACAAAUAACGGAUCAAAUGGUGGUUCCGAAGAUCACGAACAGAGUAUUAUUUGUGUUAACUAUGUCUUGAGUGCUGUCGAGUACAACAAUAUAGUAAUGGAUACGAUUCAACUAACCGGCGGCUCAAUUACUCCCACAUCGCCUACCGGUUUUGCCAACAAACGAAACAAUCAGACAAUGAAACGAUCGGUGUCAUCGACGCCAUCGCCCGAUGCUAACAGUACUCAACAUUUAAGUCAUAGUCAACCUCCAUGUGUUGACCACAAUAAUACACAUAUGUCGCCACAUAGUAGUCAACGAUCAUCGCUGCCACCACCRCCACUACCAGCACCGGUAUCGGUUGUGUCGGUGCACCAGCAAAACGGUUCGCCCGGUUCGCCAGUCGAUGUGCAUCACAGCGAAAGUGCCAAACGUCGGAGAUUUAAUUCUAGUCCAGUGCGGCCCUGGAAGUCGCCAUCACCUCCCAAUGUCUGCCAGACUGUUCCACAACCAGUGCCACCCGGCUCUGUGACCACUAUCGGUACCACAAGUUCAGAGGCCAUCAGUUCGGCUUCGAGUUUGUUGCGUCACAUAAGUGUCAUACGAGAAACGCCACCCAUACUGAAGCCACAGGUGGUGGCGCCCACAUAUCAUCCGCACGCACACCAUUACCAUCCGUUAGUUGAUAGCUAUGCCGCUGCUUAUCAUCUCUACAAGAAUGGCACCGGCGGUGGACCACCGAUGACAGCCCAGCCCACACCUGCUGUUCCCACUGCGGCUUCACAUCAUCAUCACUGGGGGGCAUAUAAUUGACCGACAAUUUUCAUAUGACUGACCCUUUUCUAUGACUCGUUUAAAAAAUUGUUUGUUUUAUACUUUAUUUUGUGAAUUUAUUUUUGCAACAAAAAACAUAUACCAGUGUUACCAAUGAAAACAUUUUGCACCUGUAUUUGGAUGGUCAGUACCGUAAAAGAUAUACUGAACCAUAGUUCAAAUAUAAUUGAAUAUUUGCACACACUUUUUUUACUUUCAUUAAAAAACAAAUUAAUACAUAUGACUUAAUAAUAUCAAU